GUGCUCUCCGUGCUCCGUGUGUCCUCAGUGAAUCUCUGUCACAGUAUGUGGGGGUCCUGCUUGAUGGUUUGAAAAAGCCACGAGUACCUUGUGGUGGGUUAUUAGAAAGUGUACUGAAGUGUCUAACCUAUGUCCCCUUCUUUUUCAGGAAACUGAAAAUGACUCUUCGGCUCUGCUAAGUCUAUAAUGGGAAGUGUCACAGUUCGGUAUUUCUGUUAUGGGUGCCUUUUUACAUCUGCGACCUGGACAGUUUUGCUUUUUGUUUAUUUCAACUUCAGUGAAGUGACUCAGCCGUUUAAGAAUGUGCCCGUCAAGGGGUCUGGUCCCCAUGGGCCAUUCCCCAAAAAAUUCUAUCCUCGUUUCACUAGAGGUCCAAGUAGAAUAUUAGAUCCACAGUUUAAACCAAACAAAAUUGAUGAUGUGGUAGACAAUAAAAUUCAAGAUACAGAAAAAGACCACCUGAAAUUCUCUUCAGAACUGGGUAUGAUUUUCAAUGAACGUGACCAGGAGCUGAGAGACCUGGGCUAUCAGAAGCACGCCUUUAAUAUGCUCAUUAGUAACCGCCUGGGCUACCACAGAGAUGUGCCUGACACCAGGAAUGCAGCAUGUAAAGAGAAGUCUUACCCAGCCGACCUGCCGGGAGCUAGUAUUGUUAUUUGUUUCUACAAUGAAGCUUUUUCUGCCUUGCUCCGGACUGUGCACUGUGUACUAGACCGAACGCCUGCCCACCUGCUUCAUGAAAUCAUCCUCGUGGAUGACGACAGUGACUUCGAUGAUUUAAAAGGUGAACUAGAUGAGUAUGUGCAGAAAUACCUCCCUGCAAAAAUCAAGGUAAUCAGAAAUGCAAAGCGAGAGGGAUUGAUUCGUGGAAGGAUGAUCGGAGCAGCCCACGCCACAGGAGAAGUCCUCGUGUUCCUGGACAGCCACUGCGAAGUGAAUGUGAUGUGGCUGCAGCCCCUGCUGGCCGCCAUCCUCGGGGACCCACACACGGUGGUGUGCCCCGUGAUAGACAUCAUCAGUGCUGACACGCUGGCCUACAGCUCAUCUCCUGUGGUGCGGGGCGGCUUCAACUGGGGGCUGCACUUCAAGUGGGAUCUCGUUCCACUUUCAGAGCUGGGAGGAGCUGAUGGCGCCACCGCACCAAUCAAGUCCCCUACGAUGGCCGGAGGACUAUUUGCCAUGAAUAGACAAUAUUUCAGUGAACUUGGUCAGUAUGACAGUGGCAUGGAUAUCUGGGGAGGAGAGAACCUGGAAAUAUCAUUUCGGAUCUGGAUGUGCGGUGGCAAGCUGUUUAUUAUCCCUUGCUCGAGGGUGGGACACAUCUUUCGGAAGAGGCGGCCCUAUGGCUCUCCUGAAGGCCAGGACACCAUGACGCACAACUCACUGCGCCUGGCACACGUCUGGCUGGACGAGUACAAGGAACAGUAUUUUUCCUUAAGACCUGAUCUCAAGACCAAGAGCUACGGAAACAUCAGCGAGCGUGUGGAGUUGCGGAAGAAGCUGGGCUGCCAGUCGUUCAAAUGGUACCUGGAUAACGUUUACCCAGAGAUGCAGGUCCACGGGCCCAACGCCAAGGCCCAGCAGCCUGUCUUCGUGAACAGGGGCCCCAAGCGCCCCCGAGUCCUGCAGCGUGGGCGGCUCUAUCACUUCCAGACUGACAAGUGUCUGGUGGCUCAGGGCCGCCCGAGCCAGAAGGGGGGCCUCGUGGUGCUCAAGGCCUGCGACUAUGGAGACCCGACAGCAGUCUGGGUUUAUAAUGAGGAGCAUGAAUUGGUUUUAAAUAACCUCCUGUGUCUAGACGUGUCCGAAACGCGCUCGGCAGACCCACCGCGCCUCAUGAAGUGCCAUGGCUCUGGCGGGUCGCAGCAGUGGACCUUCGGGAAAAAUAACCGGCUGUACCAGGUGUCGGUGGGGCAGUGCCUGAAAGUAGCGGAGCCCCUGGGCCACAGGGGCUCUGUUGGUAUGGCAAUCUGUGAUGGCGCCCCCUCACAGCAGUGGCAUCUGGAAGGCUAGGGCUCCCUGCAAGGGCACACCUUGUCCCCGCACAGUGCCACGGGGACUACAGAAAGACCUGCCGGGCAGGGAAGUCCUGGGCCGCUGCCUGGGUGGAGACAGCAGGGUCCUUCCGGAGCCGCUCUCUCCCAGACAGAAACCCAGAAAUCAUGUGAAUUCUGAAGAGUUUGUAGAGAGGCCAAAGCCAGGAAAUGGACAUUUCUCGAUUCAUAUUUAUUUAUGCUUCCUUUUAGUCCCCUUUACUGAUAGAAUGGUUUGAAUCUGAUCAAGAACUUGUGAUUUGCUUUCUUAGAAGACUUAACUUGACACAUUUUUCUCUAUUAUGUUCUAAAUAAAUUUAAAAACUGGUUGCCCCACAUUAAACCUCCUGAGACGUGGUACCCAAGAGGCGCCACCUGCUGUGAAUCAUUUUGAUGACCUAUGACACGAACUGCGUUUGAAAUAAAAGCUGCUUGUGAUUACUU
Molecule: messenger RNA, 2477 nt
Organism: Octodon degus (degu)
Lineage: Eukaryota; Metazoa; Chordata; Mammalia; Rodentia; Octodontidae
Gene: Galnt11
Product: polypeptide N-acetylgalactosaminyltransferase 11
Exons: 12
Coding region: 187-2013 (608 amino acids)
Biological process (GO): regulation of Notch signaling pathway
Cellular component (GO): Golgi apparatus
Molecular function (GO): Notch binding
Source: RefSeq, a predicted model, not a curated record